Molecule: messenger RNA, 417 nt
Organism: Striga asiatica
Lineage: Eukaryota; Viridiplantae; Streptophyta; Magnoliopsida; Lamiales; Orobanchaceae
Source: the annotation of a GenBank genome assembly
AUGAUGGGAGCAUUGAAUGCUGUUGAUCUAUGGCCCAAGGUAGAUGUCACCCCACUUAUGCCACCAGUGUUCCAAAAGCUUCCAGGAAGACCCAAGAAGUAUGCUAGAAGGAAAGAAGCAGAUGAAAACUGUUCCCAAAAGUCUUCUCACACACAGACAAAGGCAUGUGGAAUUAGGUUGAGAAAGAAAGAAGCUAUCAUGAAAUGCAGUGGGUGUGGAGGUGGUAAUCACAAUAUUAGAGGUUGCCCAAGUGCUAAAGAUAAAAGGGAAAGGGAAAUCCCAGCUGCACACGAGAUUAAUGCCCCCAGUGGACAGGUCAAGAAAAGACCAUUCAAUGGAGAUGGAAAGGGGAAAAAACUUGUAGCAAAAAGGAGCUCCAAGACAAAUAUGGAAAGCAAUCAAGCAACAAGUUCUUAG